UAUUACUUUCUAAGUUUUUUGUUAUAAUUUUUUUUAUAGCUUGUGAUUUAGAAUAAUUAUGUGUAAAAUAUAUUCAAAGAAUUGUGAGUGAAAGAUUUAGUGACUUUUGUUAAGAAAAACAGUCUAAAUAUUUAAUAUCACAGGAAUAAAUUAUAAAAUGGCCCAAAGUGCUUGUUUAUUAUCUCGAAUAAUGGCUACUUCUGUAUCUGCUACCGUAAGAGCAGGUAAAAUCAUAAGAGAUGUUAUGACUCAUGGAAGUUUAAAUAUAGUAGAAAAAGGCAAAAAUGAUUUACAAACUGAAGCUGAUCGUUGUGCUCAAAGGUGUAUUAUUGCUUCAUUAAGCCAACAGUUUCCAAAUAUUACUAUCAUUGGUGAAGAGGAACCAUCAAACUGCGAUAUACCAUACGAUUGGAUUGUAACUGAUGCAGAUCAAGAAAUGUUACAAUUAAAAUUACCAACUCAUUUGGAAGAUAUAGAUCCCAAGGAUGUGUGUAUUUGGGUAGAUCCAUUGGAUGGAACAUCAGAGUAUACACAAGGUCUUGUAGAACAUGUUACAGUAUUAGUAGGGGUGGCAAUUGGACAUAGAGCAAUUGGAGGUGUAAUUCAUCAACCAUAUUACAAAAAUAAUGAAAAUGAAAUAUUAGGACGUACUCUUUGGGGUAUUAACGGUGUAGGAUUUGGUGGGUUUGCACCAAUUGCUCCACCACAUGGAAAAUUAAUAAUUACAACCACAAGUUCACAUUCAAACUGUAAUGUUCAAGCAGCUAUAAAUGCUUUAUCUCCUGAUGAAAUUUUACAUGUUGGUGGUGCUGGAUAUAAAGUAAUACUUUUAAUGGAAGGGAAAGCUCAUGCUUAUGUAUUUGCUAGUAAUGGUUGCAAAAGAUGGGAUACUUGUGCCCCUGAAGCUAUUCUUCAUGCUAUUGGUGGUACAUUAACUGAUAUUUAUGGAGAAUAUUAUUCUUAUAAUGCAGAAACAACGUAUUCUAACGAAAGAGGUAUAUUAGCUACUGCACCUGGUCAGAAUCAUCAAUGGUAUUUGAAUAAUAUACCAUAUGAACUAAAGCAAAAAUUAGAAUAAUAAUGUAUAUAAUUUUACACAAAAUAUUUAAUAUAUAUUUAAACAGGA
Messenger RNA from Apis florea (little honeybee), 1126 nucleotides. RefSeq names its product 3'(2'),5'-bisphosphate nucleotidase 1. NCBI's taxonomy places the organism in Eukaryota, Metazoa, Arthropoda, Insecta, Hymenoptera, Apidae. The record is from RefSeq and is a predicted model, not a curated record. Gene Ontology annotation, molecular function: 3'(2'),5'-bisphosphate nucleotidase activity. Gene Ontology annotation, biological process: phosphatidylinositol phosphate biosynthetic process.